Haplochromis burtoni (Burton's mouthbrooder) is the source of this 1881-nucleotide messenger RNA. Its product is annotated as carcinoembryonic antigen-related cell adhesion molecule 5. The record is from RefSeq and is a predicted model, not a curated record. Lineage: Eukaryota; Metazoa; Chordata; Actinopteri; Cichliformes; Cichlidae.
CUGCGUGUGCGCGUUCACCUUUGGGUGUAUCCCUCUAACAGCAGCAGGUACUGCCGCGUCUCCUCCGUGUCUCUCUCUGCUGGGAACACUUGAACCGUCCGGAUGGAUCCGCUCUCCCUGAAGUCGCUCCUGCUCCUGCUGCCGCUGCUCGAGCCCGUCUCCAACGUGGACAUCAAGUCCAACGUCCCUGAUGCCAUUGAAUACAACAGCACUGUGAUUCUUACCUGCAGCGCUAUAGGCUCCUCGCUCAGCUUCAAAUGGAUCAACGGCAGCGCGCCCAUCGUGGUCGACGGCACGCGCAUCACAGAGAUAAAGACGAACUCGUCCAGCGUGCUGACCAUCAAAAAUGUUCUGAGGACGGACCUGGUGGGUCCGAUCUACUGCACAGCAUCUAACUCGCUGACAACGAAAUCUACCACCACCCCUUUCAACCUCACCGUGUACUACGGACCUGAUGAUGUCACCCUCACGCCUGCAAAUCCACCCAAGUUCAUCCAGGCUGGUUCCACGUUCAACCUGACCUGCUCGGCCAGCUCCCUGCCGCCCGCCUCCUUCACGUGGUACUAUAACGGGACGAGGAUCGAGACUUCCAGCUCCGUCCUCACUCUGGAUAUGAUCAAAGGGUACACGAAGAUGGCUAACUACACCUGUCGGGCUGAAAAUCCCAAGAGCAAACGCAGCGUCCCUUCCCCAGCUGUUUCCUUCGCCAUUAUGGAGGGAAUCUCGAGUGUUGAAAUCAUCGGUCCGACUGGUUUCCUCAUCGCCAGCAACAGCAAGGCAAACCUCAGCUGCCAGGCGACGGGGGGCACUGUGGGGAAGGUAGACUGGCUGAAAGAUGGUAAACCUCUUGGGCCUUCCAGCCCUCGUGUGGUUUUUGCCGCUGAUGAAAGUUCUGUACUGAUCAGCCCGCUGCAGAAGGACGACAACGGAAGGUUCACCUGUCGGGUCAGCAACGCCGUCAGCAGCAAAGAAGCCCACUACAACAUGGAGGUCAUCUAUGGUCCUGAACAACCGACUAUAACGGCUAAGAAAGCCGUGGAAGUCAAUCAGCAAGUGGAGCUCACCUGCUCCGCUGCAUCUGUUCCUACUGCCAACUACACCUGGAAGUUAAACGGCACCGCAACUACAACCACAGCGGCGGUGUUCAUUAUUGCAAGUGCAGCAUACAAAGACGCUGGAACGUACACAUGUGAGGCACACAACAUCAUCACCAGCAAGACCACCUCCACCAGCCACAACCUGUCUGUCCAAGGGGAGGGAACGCUGGACGGUCUCUCAGAUGGAGCCAUUGCUGGAAUCGUCAUCGCUGUCAUCAUUGCUGUGGCCCUCGUUGUCGUAGGCGUCUGGUGUUACUGCCGACAGAAAGUCCCUACCUCGCCGUACUAAAGAAGACGUCCUGAUUGCUGCCGGCCUACAGUUCCCAUAGUUGUAUUUCCCAUGAUUCACCUGUGCAGCCCGGAGGAACAGCCAGACGGAUCCAGCUGGUUUCCUGCGAAGCCUCGUCCCUCUGUCCCUCUGUCUGCCGUCUGUCUCAGCGGAGACACCAUUUAACCCAAACCAUGGAUUUAAUCAGGGCUCAAGUUGCUUUUUAUUUCACUUCUCUUACAUUUUUGGAGCUUUUUAUUUUUACCUCCACGUUCCUGUAUCACUGGAUCCUCCUCUCUUCUUCUUCUUCUUCUCUCGCUGUUAACAAACUUUAUUCUUUGUCUCACCGCCGCCUCCUCUGCAAAACUCACAACACCGAGAAACUGAGACUGAGACACUUCCUGAGCUGAAGCUGACGCACUGACAGCUACAAUGAGUGACUCUCUUUAUCCUGCUGAAACCUGAGGAGCACACGCACGCACACAGACACACACACACACACACACACAGACACAC